Messenger RNA from Klebsormidium nitens, 1544 nucleotides. The record is from the annotation of a GenBank genome assembly. NCBI's taxonomy places the organism in Eukaryota, Viridiplantae, Streptophyta, Klebsormidiophyceae, Klebsormidiales, Klebsormidiaceae.
GGUAGCCUUACUUCUAGAGUAGCACGCCGCACGUUGUUAUGCGCAGAGCGCAGCAUUGGCAAAAUCCCUCAUGCAGCAGUCAGAACAGCAUUCUUCUGGUACCAACUGAAGCGGCAGUGCUAAGCAUCUUCAAACAUGGCGUCUUGCUCAGCAGCCAGAGUAGCUUUAGGAACUGAAAAUGGGUUAGUAUCGACUCAGCGACAGAAGUUACGGAAGUCGCAUCCUGUUUGCCGUGCCAGCUCAACCACUUCAACAGCUACGAAUAGCCCCUGCCUGACAAGAAGCUCAUGCUUCCGAGCUCUCCUUUCCAAUCGCAUGCAAUCCUCCACUUCAAGUAUGUCAGCACUUGACAGUCAGGGCCGCUUGCAUGCUGGUAGUCAACAGCAAUUUGGCGCAAAGCUACUUACAAAUUCUGAAAAGGCAAAGGGAAGGCAGCAAAUGUCUUCAAGGAGUUCAUCAGGAAACCAGAACGAAACCAAGACUUUAGAGCCCCCAACUGAUGAAAACGGGGCCUCAAGUCGGGAUGCACAAGCAGAUCAGCGGGCAGGGAGUCCUCUAGAGAAAGCAAUGUGGGGCUUCUAUGCUGCAUACAUGGCGUACAUGAUCUUUCUGCCCACUGGACCGGGCCUGGCACCUGGCGAUCCUAUCUGGGGCAUGAAACCACCCGCGUGGCAGGAGGUCCUGGAUCUUUCCUUCAACUUCAUGCUCGUUGUGACGGGGCUCAAUACAGUUGGAGUGCAUGUGGUGGAGGCGCCCACUGUGCAUCCGGUUAACGAAGGCCUUUUUAACUUCGUCAUCAUCUGGAGCAUUAUGCUGGCGCCGCUGAUCAUCGGCGACAAGCGCAAGGUCAGCCUGAAGACGAAGGAGCUGCUGUGGCUGGGAACGAUGUUUAUUACAAACGUCUUCGCGAUCCCGUAUAUGGCUCUACGAUCUGGCCGUCCUGAUGCAGACUUGCCUUUACAAGGAUCGGACAACGAUGACCCUUCCUGGGCUCGCGCGUUCGCACGAAACAUUCUGGGCGGCAAGAAGGCCUUGGGCAUUGUUGGGUUGGUAAUAGGCACCUUCAUGGUUUAUUGGGGCUUUUUCGGAAGAGCAGACAUGGGUUUUGGGGGCAUCGACGAGCGAAUUCAGUAUUUCUGGGGGCUCGUGAAGUCGGACCGUGUGAUGUUUGCGUUUGUUUGGGAUGUCAUUCUGUAUUCGAUCUUCCAAGCAUGGUUGGUGUUGGAUUCUGCAAAGUCAGAGUCAGAGAGGGGUCUUGCCAAAAUAGGUGCCAUCCCGUUUGUGGGCUUGGGACUCUACUUGUUACUUCAACCACAAGAAGAGGUAGAUGGUUGAAGAGAAAACGUUGAUUACAGACAACACGGCUCGCUGUACAGUCUUUUUGCUUGACAAGUUCUCUCCCAAGUUGUGUCAGAUUCUGAGCGACAUAAACAUGUCUGAAGCUUGGCAUCCAGAGUCAAAUUGCUCGUUUUGCCCAAAAUGCAGCUAAAGAUAGAAAGGUGCCGGCAUGGUCUGCAACAAUUGAUCAUAUUAGGCAUUGAAAA